GUUCUUCAACUUCUUGUUAUAUAAGGAAGCUGGUGCCACAUAGGAGAGAUCCUCAGGAAGGAGCCAGGGCUGAUCCUCGCAAAUCACUUGAAGAUCCCCAGAAAGGAGAUAGCAGCUGAUUCUGGGAAGGGCCCAAGGAUCACCAGGAAGGAGCCUUCUGGACCUUGUAGGAUAGGAGUUGGAACUACAGACAAGGAGCCAGACAGUGAUGGUUCAGCACUUCUUUCUAGAGGACCUUCAGAUGCAGGGAGACUGGAUCAAAGUUUGGAAUGGCCCGUUUGCUGAUUUAGUGACUUCCUCUCCACAAGAUCUCCAGUAAAUGGCCAACAUGCCUCACCGGACCAUUCAUCUCUUCCGGAAGGGACUUCGGCUCCAUGACAACCCAACUCUGCUGGCCGCACUGGAGUCCUCGGAGGUUGUGUAUCCAGUCUACAUUCUGGAUAGAAAGUUCCUGAUGUCUGCAAUGAAUAUGGGAACUCUGCGCUGGCAUUUCCUGCUGCAGUCUCUCGAGGAUCUGCAGAGGAACCUAACUAAACUGGGCUCUUGCUUACUGGUUAUUCAAGGAGAGUAUGAGUCGGUUCUUCGAGACCGUGUUAAAAAGUGGAACAUUACCCAGGUGACUCUAGAUGCUGAGAUUGAACCAUUUUACAAAGAGAUGGAGAGGACCAUACAAGCUCUGGGGGGAGAGAUGGGAUUUGAUGUGCUUUCUUUGAUGGGCCACACUCUGUAUGACAUCAGACGGAUUUUGGACAUGAAUGGUGGGACUCCCCCCUUGACAUACAAAAGAUUUCUUCAUAUUCUCUCUGUACUCGGGGACCCUGACAUGCCUGUACGAAACCUUACAGCUGAGGAUUUCCAGAGAUGUAAGCCUCCUCCUGAGCUGUGCCUGGCUGAAGAUGACAGGGUGCCCCUCCCCGAGGAUUUGGACAUCCCCCGAGAGAGCCAGUCCCCCUGGAGAGGGGGAGAAACUGAAGGGCUACAGCGACUAGAACAACACUUGAAAAAUCAGGGCUGGAUAGCAAAUUUUACUAAACCAAGAACAAUUCCAAAUUCUCUGCUUCCAAGUACUACUGGACUGAGUCCCUAUUUCAGCUUGGGCUGUUUGUCAGUUCGGAGGUUUUUUUAUAGAUUAUCAAACAUUUAUGCUCAGUCAAAGAACCACUCUCUGCCACCUGUAUCACUUCAAGGACAGCUUCUAUGGCGAGAAUUCUUCUAUACUGUGGCAUCAGCAACACCAAACUUUACCAGAAUGGCGGGGAACCCCAUCUGCCUUCAGAUCAACUGGUACCAGGAUGCAGAGAGACUCUACAAGUGGAGAAUGGCUCAGACAGGGUUUCCGUGGAUUGAUGCUAUCAUGACUCAGCUUCAUCAGGAAGGUUGGAUUCACCACCUUGCUCGACAUGCUGUUGCCUGCUUCCUGACUCGAGGAGACCUCUGGAUCAGCUGGGAAGAGGGCAUGAAGGUGUUUGAAGAGAUGCUGUUAGAUGCAGACUACAGCAUCAAUGCAGGAAACUGGAUGUGGCUGUCAGCCAGCGCUUUCUUCCAUCAGUACACACGCAUUUUCUGCCCGGUCCGCUUUGGCAAACGCACAGAUCCAGAAGGGCAAUAUAUCCGAAAGUACCUGCCCGUGCUAACGAAUUUUCCUUCCAAGUACAUCUACGAGCCUUGGACAGCACCCGAAGAGGCCCAGAAGCAGGCAGGAUGUAUUAUAGGUCAAGAUUACCCACUUCCUAUGGUAAACCACAAGGAAGCCAGUGACCGUAAUCUGCAGCUCAUGAAACAGGUCAGAGAAGAACAGUAUGGAACAGCACAGCUCACAAGAGAUGACAUGGAUGAUCCAAUGGAAAUGGGGCUAAAGCAUGAACUCUCUGAAGAAAAUCCAAAGAAAGGAAAACGUGCCCGGAAUACAGAACAGACAUAGAUUCUGUAAGGACUUACCAAGAUCUGCAGAAUGGCAAAGAGAAGAUCCAGACUUUUGUUGGGGGAAUCAUGUAAAUAGUUAGUGAUUGUACUGGAUGAAUGGCUUGUACUACAUUGAAGCACAGUUCGGAACAUUUAGUGUGCACCGGCACGUUCUACACGGACCAACUAAUGCGUAAUGCAGUGCACUUUAAAAAUCCCACUCCCACCCCAGCGUUUACAUUACUGCUCUGUGUAGACCAGCCCUAAAACUGCACUUGGUUGCGUGUGCCAACCCUACCUGUCGGCUCACAGUGCUUGAUUCAGCAAUGUGUACUAAUGUGCAAGUGGAAAUGUUAAGCACGCAUGCAGUCCCAUUGGUUUCAAUACGACUACCCGUGCACUUAAAGUGAGACAUGUGCUAAAUACCUUGUGAAACGGGGGCUGCCACCCAGUUUCGUAUAGCAGCACUAUGUGCCGUCACAGUAAGUUCCUGCAAAAAUAUGGGAUAGUGAUUUUUUUUAAACUGAAUGCAAGCAAAAAGUCACUUUAAAUUGAAAUAUUACGUUUGUGACAUUUCGAAGAGAAAUAGAGUAGCCCAUUGUCUUGUUGGGGGUUUUAUUUGGGGAGGAGGUUGGUAGUUUUUUGUUUUAAAUAGAUUUUUGUUGUUGUUGUUGAAUUUUCUGACUUACGCAAAGUGGAGUCCACAGAACAAUCCACCAUCAUGCGCGGUGUCCUCCUGUGUCUCUGGGACAGCUCCUUGAGGGACUGGUGGGAAGGGCAACUCCAGCGGCAAUCUGGCAUCUCCAAGUUCCUUCACCCCAAAGAGCCCAUGAACCUUGUAUGGAAAUGGCAUGAACCAUGACAAUCAGUGGGCCAUGGAGAGAGGUCAGACAUUUCUGGUGAUAAUGCUGGAUCAUCCAGUGGCCUUUGACAAUGCUCAUGACAAGACGUUGCUGGCACAUCUGCAGGACCUGGCAGGAAUGAAUAAAAUCCCAUAGCUACACAGGCCUGAAGGGGAUCAGUCCUGUCACCUGUGCUGUACAAAGUCUACAUGAAGCUGCUGGGAGAAGAGAUGGCAUGCGGAUGGUAUUCAGCUCUAUGGUUCUUCAUCAGACACAGUAGUUGCCAGGGGACCUGGAUGAAAGCCAGUUCUCUAAAGCUUAUGUGGGAGAAGAUGGAGGUGCUGCUCAUUAGCAAGGGAAAGUAUUUUUGAGAGGAAGCACUGGUGCAAUUUGUUACUGCUCCAUCUGCUCAGAUGUGGUCAACACCCACAGUCUUGGGGUUUAGACUCCUCACUGCUCCUAGCCGUACAAACUGCAUUAGUGUCCAGAAAACCUUUGCCAACUGCAGGUGGAAAUGGGGGCUUGGAUGUGGAUCUUGCCUCAUCAUAGUCAAGGUGUCGUGGGGCGACGACUCACUGGUGCAGCGCCUCCUGUUGGUCGUCCUGGGAAUCAGCCCUUCCGGCCAGGAGUGCCCUCUGCAGCCAGUGUCUUGCCUGCCGCUGGCCCCCGUGUCCCUCCAGGACCCCGGUGCCCUCCUCAUCCGGGUUCCACCCCAGCAGUAACCCACAAUCCGAGUCUUCCCACCCAGGGGAUCCCCCAACCCUCUACCCCCACCUUGCCUCAGUGGCCACUGCCAGUCACCAUCUAGCCCCCACUCCCUGGGGCAGACUGCAGUCUAUGAACCACUCAUCAUCGGCAAGGGGGGUUGGACCAGCUGCCUCUGCCUAUCUCUGGGCUGCCCCUCUGCAGCCCCAGGACCCUUUCAUAGGCCUUUCACUAGGCCUUCAGCCUGGGGCUUUGCUAGGCUGGAGCUCCCCAGCUCCCUCUGCCUUUCCCCAGCACUGCUCCACCCUAGGUACCCUUCUUAGCUUCCCAGGCAGCCAGGUCCUUCUCUCUCUAGGAAGCUAGAGAGAGUGUCUGUCUUCACCUUUGGCCCACAGCCCUCUUAUAAGGGCCAGGUGGACGCUGAUUAAGCUGGCCACAGAGCUGCUUUCCCAAUCAGCCUGCUUUUCCCAUUCACAGCCCUCUCCUGGGCUGCUUUAACCCCAUCAGGGCAGGAGUGGGGUAGUCACCCCACUACACAAGGUGUCAGUCAUUACUCACAAGCCCCAUAUGGUCUGGACCUAAAAUCUCACUAUCUAAAAGAGCACCUUUCCCUCUCUGACCUAUGUUUAUCAAGAGCACUGUAACUAACUGUCUUAAAGGUGACACUUGGGAUGGCCAGAGGUAGGACCUUUAGUAGCAGUUCAAUACCUCUGAAAUUCAUUACCACCAGACAAUGUAUUGUUAUGCCAACAGGUGCUGAUCUCAUACACAUUAAAUCAUUGACGUACAGAUGCUCCCUGGGUUACGCAAGACCCGACUUAAGCAAAUACGCACUUACGGAAAAAGUUCCCUAAACCAGAAAUAGGAUUUUUGAGUUGUGGAAAUUUUUGCGUAACGUAUGGGUAUAUGUUUCCAACUUACGCAAGGCUUUCCGGAACGGAACGAUUGCAUAAGUCAGGGGGCGUCUGUAUAGGCACCCAGGAUGAAACUCUCCAAAGAAAGCGUUAAAAUUAACCAUCUAGUCAUUGUACCCGAGCAGCUAGUAAGGGGAUUGUGUGGGUUAAAACACUCUCUUGUGGGCAGUUUAACACUUUCUGAAGUUCCUUUGUAUUGUAAAGCAGUUGCACAGAAGGAGGGUUGAUGCCCACACUCACCUUUUGAGGCUAUGUAGUGCUAGGUGAGCAGGUUUAGACAUGGAGGUUCCCAGGUAAAGCCCAGAAGCUGAAGCAGGAGCAAGGAACAAUGUAUUGAGCACAAAGAUUCCAAAAGAAAUGGAGACCCGAGACAUGUGCUUCCUGGUCACAAAGCAGUGGUGUUUUAGCUGAAGUUUCUGCAGGAGGCAGUUACCCUUGUAGAGUUUGUGACCACUUGUUCAAGGGAACAGGACUUGGGAACAGGUUGUAAAUAAA
Molecule: messenger RNA, 4858 nt
Organism: Chelonia mydas (Green sea turtle)
Lineage: Eukaryota; Metazoa; Chordata; Testudines; Cheloniidae
Product: cryptochrome-1
Exons: 12
Coding region: 320-1921 (533 amino acids)
Biological process (GO): circadian regulation of gene expression; entrainment of circadian clock by photoperiod
Cellular component (GO): cytoplasm; nucleus
Molecular function (GO): FAD binding; DNA binding
Source: RefSeq, a predicted model, not a curated record